ACUCUGGAUAAGGAUAAUAAGGAUUAUAUCACACUUCUACCGCUACUUUGAUCGCCACUUUCUGCAGGAUACAGGCCCCGAGAUUAUUCGCAACUUUUUCCGCCACGUUUUUCAUCCCCGAGAACGAUUCUCCGCCUGGCAUGCGAAGGCCGAAGGUGAUAACGGAGGUUGGCUGUCGGGGCGGCGAAAAUCUGCCAGCCAACGGAGAUUGGCUGGAGAAACGGUGAGCGCCGAUCCGGGGCGAUAAUCACCGCUCCUGCUUCGCCCAGAAAGCGACUCUCCUCGUACACGCCACUGUCGACGAACAGCAGAACAGAUGUCCUGACAGCGGGCCCCGGGCCACCAGGAUGCCGACGGACGACGACUAUGGCCGAAGAGAACGUCUCCUGUUGCACCAGCACACCGCCACCACGCAGUUCGGGCCAUGCUCAACGGCAUCGUCCCAAUCCUCAUCAUCGUCAUCGUCAUUAUCGCAGUCCCAGCCAGCACAGUCACUGCAGUCCCACCUGCCCCCCCAGCCAUCCGCAUCAUCACUACAGUCUCACCACCAGCAGCAGCAGCAAACGUCACUGCUGCACGCGUCGCACCCCCUGCAUCACAAUCACGUGCACCACGUGCACCACGGAAAUGUGCACCAGCAGCAAAGUAGCGGAGGAUCUUCGCCGCACCCGUCGAGCGCCUCGCCGGCUCCCGGGGACCGAGAGCGAUACCUCCAGCAUCAGGAUCGCGUCGGAUUUCUCGACGGCGAGCAUGCGGGGCCCCGAUAUUCGGGGGGCGGAGCGGCUCGCGAGCUGCACCGGUACAACCAGCAGCACGAAAAGCCCGAUCAGCCUUCGCCCGACGGAAGUUACCUGCAGGACCGGUACCUCGGUCUCCAGGGACUCCAGGGCUACCACCAGUUCGGCCUCGCCCGGGGGGACCGGUUCGCGAUCUACGGAGAGCAGCACCACUUCCUGGCCUCGGUGGUCCCCAAGGACGAGGGUCACUACGCGAGUCCCGUCGGCGGUAUCGUCGUCGCCGACAUUUUCCCUUCGCCGCCGUCGCCGGCGCCGGCAAACGACCGGUUCAUACCGCCGCCCCCGCUGUCGCCAACCCCGAGCGAGAGCUUCGCCUGCCCCGCCUCGCAGCCCAAGGACGCAGGCUCUCGGUUCCCCCUAUCCGAGCGGCUGCUAUCUCCCUCCCCGAUCCACCCGGGCCUCAACUCGGACCGUUUCGCCACCCGCCCUCUCGACAAGGCCCAAUCCCAGCCCACCGCCUCGCCGAGGCACGACAGGAACUCGGCAUACCUCGAACGAUACCUGUCGAGCUCACCGAACCCAGAGGGUGCCCUCCAGAGGUACGCGUCGAGCACCGAGAGCCAAUCCUCAGCCGCUAGAAGGUAUUCGGCAUCGUCGUCACCCGCCGCUUGUCCCGCCCAUCAGGACCUGCAGCGGUACUCAACCAGCGCCGGCGAUCGGCUCGGAGAAAUUCUGGCCCAGCGGUACGGCGCGCAUCAAUCUAGGUUCGAGCACCCUCCUUCGUCGCCCAGUGGCGCUAGGAGCGCCAAGAACCAGCCUGAGAAGUACAAGAGUCCGGCCGCUAUGCAGCAGCAGCAGCAGUCCGGCUGGUCCCAGAGUUCAGGCCCCGAUCAGCGGACCAGCAGAAUCGAGCGAUUUCACGGCUCACCCGGCAGGGAGAAGGCCUACUUGUCCCUGCCGAAGCCCAAGGAGCGUUUCCCGUCCACCGGGCGCGUGGUAGCCGCCGGUACCGACCGCGCCUACGCCUCGGCGCACACACCGGUAGAGAGGUACGUGCCACAGCCACCGCCGGAGAUCCUUUACCCCGGUUACGUCGAUCUCUACGUCACUCCGUCGGCCCACACGCCGACGGACCGUUACGUCCCGGCCGCCGAUCCCGGGGACCCGUACAUGCGAAGGGACCUGGGAUUCCAUCACCAUUAUCGGCUACCCCCGCCACCCGGGUAUCCCUAUCACCAUCAGUCCCAUUAUCGAGGGUUUCGAGGAUUCGGUUACACCGCUCCGCCACCGGCUAGUCGCCUCGGUGGAAGUCCGGGAUCGUCAAGCUCGACCAGUAGCUCGAACUCCAAUCAGCGGGGAGACUUUUCUACGUCACCUUUACUAAGGCCAAAAACUAGGCAGGGGAAUAACAAUGAGUUCACCGGUGCAGGUCAAGUGAUAGGGAGUGGUGGUGGUAGUGCUUCCGGUAGUGGUAAUUCCGGGAGGAUUAAUCAAACCUCACAUCAACAGUGCUGCGAACACAGUGUUUCAUCGGUCGUGCAACAGGGUGCGGUAUCCAGUCAGAGAUCUGCUUGUUGCAACAAUUCAAGAAGGUCUUUGAAUCAGUGUGUCAAUAUAUCUAGCGAACGAAACUCCGGGGGUAAUCAGAACAACAACAACAACAACAACAACAACAACAACACCCAGCAUACAUCUUGGCAACCAUCGCCGGGUUCCGGUACUACGAGCACGUCGACGGGGUCCUCCUCGGGGGUCCAAGAUGGCGGCGGCGGUAGCGGCGGUGGGGGUGGAGGAUUGGGAAUGGGCCUGGUGAUCGGGGGAACGCCGCAGAGCAUCAGCAUGUACGCUGUGGGGGCGGGGGCGGCGGGGAUAAACGGAGGCGGGGGAGACGGACUGCCCCCGAACAUACAACAGCAACAACAACAACAACAGCAGCAGCAGCAGCAACAGCAACAGCAGCAAACCGUCGGGGGCCAGCAACUGCAGCAGCAGAGCAGCGCAUCCGGAAACGUUGGCAACCCCUCGAAGAUGAGGUCGGAAUCCCCGGGUAAUCCGGCUUCCUCUUCAACGACCACUUCACCACCCGUGCCUUUGACCGCAAGCCUCGCGAGGAGCGCCUCGGCCCCAACCGGGCCCAGACCCCAUCACCUAAACGGACCCACUUUCAUCGGCCAAUCGAACGACGCCGCUCACAAUCAGAGGCUACGGCGCACCCUCAGUCGCACCGAGACCAUCAAAAAUUACAUAAAACGGGAAACGGCGACGUUUUUUGGCGUCGACGAAGACUCGGAGGCUCAGGAAAAGCAACGGUGGCUCGAACGACGUAGACGAAUGGCGUCUAGGAAGUACGGGGCCCUUUUGCCGGAACACAGACCUCCGGAUCCCGACAUAACCCGCGACGUACCCGACUCAACCGAAAUACCCGAGGGUGUCACACUCCGCAGAUCGUGGCAUCAGCCGGUCAGACGAAAAGAUUCUGUUGCCAGAAUGACGUUAUCCGGUCUUUCCUACAUGGUUACGACGAUGGCGAGGCAUCGACCACGAGAAAGGGACGAGACGCGGCCCGAAUCGCGAAGCUUUCCACCGAGCACCGUUCCGACGUCUUCGGUCUCGCCGGAAGUUCCCGCCGCCGACGAAGAGGAGGAAGCCUUUUUCGAGAGGCCACCACCGCCCUCGCCUCAAACGAAUCAACAGCACCAAACGGAACCGGCGAACGGAACUCAGAACGACGGUGCUCCCGGCACAAUCAGGGAAGACUCGGCAUCCGUUUCCGGUGUAACCGAUCUCGUCGACGCGCCUUCAUCUUCCGUUGAUCGCAAUCUAUCGGAGGAAUUAGUUAGGUUUACAACUACGAAUGGCGAGGGACUUUCGUCGUCGGAAAUAUUGAGUAGAAGACCCAGGCAGACAUCCAGGGACCAUUACACUUCCAGGCGGGGUUACAGAACGUCGAGUUGGCGCAGGUCGCGAGAAUCGGGCGGCCAUGGAGCUUCCGGUCCGUCAGACGUGGCGGUAACUCUUAGAAGGCAGGCGAACAGCGGCACGAGGAUAGCGCCGAACGUGAUUGACCGGAUAUUCGACAACAGCAACAGGAGGCAGUACGGAAUGGGAUUAAUCGGGCGAUUAUACGGACGUUCGUUCAGAAAAAGCGUCGCCCAUAAACCUGACGUGAAAAAACAGCUGGACGACAUCGAAGAUCACAGGCCCUUCUUCACCUACUGGAUAACAACGGUUCAGGUCAUGAUCCUCGUCAUAUCUUUGGCCUGCUACGGCUUCGGACCCUUCGGCUUCGAGCUCAAUCACAGAUCUGGCUUGGUACUCGUCACGAGCUUAUCCCUCCAACAAGUGGACUAUCAGGAGCCUGCCAACUUCUGGAUCGGUCCAAGAGCCGCGGACCUUAUUCAUCUGGGGGCAAAAUUCGCCCCUUGCAUGCGGAGGGACAUAAAAAUCCUGAAGGAGAUAGACGUGUGGAGAGAAAGGGAACGGGACACGGCCUGCUGCAUACGCAACGACGACUCGGGAUGCGUUCAGUCGAGCAAACAGGACUGCUCCGUCCGGGGAUUGAGAUCAACGAUGACGAACACCAUAUCGACGUGGAAGAAAUGGGGCCCAGGAGACAGCGGACCCGGCGGACGUAUAAGCGGCUCGGUUUGCGGACUCGAUCCAAAAUUCUGCGACGCUCCAGCAAGCAUCGCACCCUACGAAUGGCCCGACGACAUCACCAAGUGGCCCAUAUGCCGCAAAACCAAUCCAUUCAACCAGAGGUUCAGCAAGGGCGGCAGCAACCAGAUGUUUCCGGUGGGUCGUCACAUGGACAAGAUGGCGGAGCAUAUGGUUUGCGAAGUGAUUGGUCACCCCUGCUGCAUAGGAAUCCAUGGGAUGUGUCGAAUAACCACAAAGGAGUACUGCGACUUUGUACAUGGUUAUUUUCACGAGGAGGCGUCCCUGUGUUCCCAAGUCGAGUGUCUCCACGACGUAUGCGGCAUGAUUCCGUUCCUACAUCCGGAGUGGCCCGACCAAUUCUACCGUCUAUUCACCUCGAUUUUUCUCCACGCUGGGAUAUUUCACCUCCUCAUCACCCUCUGCGUUCAGUACUUCUUCAUGAGAGACUUGGAAAAGCUCACGGGAUCCUUCCGCAUAGCGAUUAUAUACUUCACUGGUGGACUUGCUGGAAAUUUGGCUAGCGCUAUAUUUGUUCCUUACAGAGCUGAGGUGGGACCAGCGGGGGCGCAUUUCGCCCUCCUCGCGACGCUCGUUGUGGAGGUUUUAAACAGCUGGCCGAUGCUGAAACACCCGCGCAGGGCGCUUUCAAAGCUGCUUCUAUCGUUGUUCGUGCUGUUGCUGCUCGGGGCGUUGCCCUGGAUCGACAACUACGCUCACCUCUUCGGCUUCGUGUUCGGUUUCCUGGCCGCUUACGCUGUGAUGCCGUUCAUAUCCUUCGGGAAGUACGACCGACGGCGUAAGAUCCUCUUGAUCUGGGUCUGCCUGGUCCUUAUAGUAGGGCUAUUCGCAAUGCUCCUCGCCCUCUUCUACAACGUUCCGGUCUACGAAUGCGAGAUCUGCAAACUCUUCACCUGCAUACCGUUCACCAAGGACUUCUGCGCCUCUCAGAAUAUCAAUUUCAAGAGGGAGGAACCCGUAUGACACCGGGGGCAGCGGUCAAGAGCCGAGCUGGCAAUACCGCUCGGCCUCUGGUCAAAAGCUCAGCAUCCGCCGCUGCCGGUCCGUAAAUUCGGAAUAACACUACCAAGUUUCGAUUGGAAUUGGGAUUUGGAUAAUUUCUGGUUUCGUCGUAUUGGGACUCGCCAUUAUAUCGCUCCGAUUUUCAUCGAUUUCGGUAGAGAUUAUCGCAGCUAAGGGUAAAUACGUUGGAGUCGGUCCCACCUUCUCACAUGGUAUGUACAUGUAAGCUAUAGAUUAGCCCUUUCUUCCUCCCCAUUCUCCUCUCCUUCCUCUGCCAAAACAUUCCAGCGCGAGAAAAAAAAAAUGGGAAAUUGGAGAAAUGAUAUCCAAGAAAUGGAGGAGAAAAAGAAAAAAGAAAUACAACCGGACGAAAAGGACGGGAAAUAUUUUUCCCGAAGAAUACCGAUCCACUGACAGCACAAAGUAGUAUUGUUUAACGAUAUGUAUUUAAUCAAUAAAUACUCCUAUAAAUACUA
Neodiprion virginianus is the source of this 5893-nucleotide messenger RNA. RefSeq lists its product as uncharacterized. Gene Ontology annotation, cellular component: endoplasmic reticulum membrane. The transcript is spliced from 16 exons. NCBI's taxonomy places the organism in Eukaryota, Metazoa, Arthropoda, Insecta, Hymenoptera, Diprionidae. Gene Ontology annotation, molecular function: serine-type endopeptidase activity. Gene Ontology annotation, biological process: regulation of protein secretion; regulation of epidermal growth factor receptor signaling pathway. The record is from RefSeq and is a predicted model, not a curated record. Bases 348 to 5378 code for a protein of 1676 amino acids.